UCCGGGGCGGCUGCGUUCUGGGCGAGCCGACGAGAAGACCGCUUGUCUGGGAAAAAAGAUUGUCUCGUGGUCUCCGUAUAAACAUUUCUUCUUCGUAGGCUUUUUCGUACAUACAACAAAUUAACAAUUGCACGCACAAAAGCACGUUUCGGUUGGUUCCCCGAAUCUUAAAGGAGAAUGGCUGCUGCUGAGGUGAAUGGGAGUUCUGCUCCAGCGAAGGAGGAAGAAGAACCCAUGGAUGUGACAGCAACACACACUGAAAAUUACCAAGCGCUCAUUGAUGCAGGGCUGCCUCAGAAAGUGGCUGAAAGUCUAGAUAACAUCUUCCAGACAGGUUUGGUGGCCUAUGUUGACCUGGAUGAGAGGGCUAUUGAUGCUCUGCGAGAGUUCAACGAAGAAGGAGCGCUUACUGUGCUGCAGCAAUUCAAAGAGAGCGACCUGUCUCAUGUGCAGAAUAAAAGUGCAUUCCUGUGUGGAGUCAUGAAGACAUACAGACAGAGAGAAAAACAAGGAAACAAGGUGCAAGAAUCCACCAAGGGACCAGAUGAGUCAAAAAUCAAGACUUUGUUGGAUAGGACAGGAUACACUCUGGAUGUGACUACGGGGCAGCGUAAAUAUGGAGGCCCACCACCUGAGAAGAUAUACACAGGCUUACAACCAGGAAUUGGAACAGAGGUGUUCGUUGGAAAAAUCCCAAGGGAUUUGUAUGAAGAUGAGCUCGUGCCUCUCUUUGAGUCUGCUGGACCUAUCUGGGACCUCAGAUUAAUGAUGGACCCCUUGUCUGGUCAAAACAGAGGUUAUGCUUUUAUCACAUACUGCAAUAAGGACGAUGCACAAAAGGCUGUGAAGCUUUGUGAUAACCAUGAAAUCCGCCCUGGCAAGUACUUGGGGGUUUGUAUAUCUGUUGCAAACAAUCGCUUAUUUGUUGGGUCAAUUCCAAAGAACAAGACAAAAGAAAGUAUCCUGGAAGACUUCGGCAAAGUGACAGAGGGUCUGCAAGACGUGAUAUUGUAUCACCAGCCUGAUGACAAGAAGAAGAACCGUGGUUUUUGUUUCCUAGAGUAUGAGGACCACAAAUCUGCAGCACAGGCCCGUCGCCGCCUAAUGAGUGGGAAGGUUAAAGUUUGGGGGAACCCUGUCACGGUGGAUUGGGCUGACCCUGUUGCAGAACCUGACCCAGAAGUCAUGGCCAAAGUGAAGGUGCUUUUUGUAAGAAAGCUGGCUACAACUGUGACUGAAGACCUUCUUGAGAAGACCUUCUCUCAGUUUGGAAAGCUGGAACGAGUGAAAAAGUUGAAAGACUAUGCUUUUGUCCAUUUUGAAGAUAGGGAUUCUGCUGUAAAGGCUAUGGAUGAGAUGAAUGGAAAGGAGGUAGGAGGAGAGGAAAUAGAGAUUGUUUUGGCAAAGCCCCCAGACAAGAAAAGGAAAGAGCGCCAAGCAGCUCGGCAGACGACCAGAGGUGGCGGGUAUGACGACUACUACUAUUACCCACCUCCUCGCAUGCCACCACCAAGCCGAGGAAGGGGUCGUGGUGGCAGGGGGGGCUAUGCCUAUCCCCCUGAUUACUAUGGCUAUGAGGACUACUAUGAUGAUUAUUAUGGCUAUGACUAUCAUGACUACCGUGGUGGCUAUGAGGACCCUUACUAUGGCUAUGAAGAUGUGUAUAGCAUGAGGAGCCGUGGCACUCGCCCCAGUAGGGGUGGGCCUCCACCACUUAGAGCACGCGGGGCUCCGCCAUCACGAGGCCGAGGUGGCUUUGCCCAAAGAGGGCCACCCCUUGGUGGUCCGCGAGGUGCUCGAGGAGGCCGGGGAACCCCUUUCCAGCCUCAGAGGGGCCGUGGUCCUCGUGGUGCCAGGGGCAACCGCGGGGGGAACGUUGGCGGAAAGAGGAAGGCAGACGUGUUUAACCAGCCAGACUCCAAGCGCCGCCAGACCAACAACCAACAGAACUGGGGGUCCCAGCCCAUCGCCCAGCAGCCCCUGCAGCAGGGGGCCGACUAUUCCGGUAACUAUGGUUACAGUAAUGACACCAUGGAGUUUUCACAGGAUUCUUAUGGGCAACAGUGGAAGUAGAUGCACCAAAAGGUAUUGGCAACAACAACAAAAAAAAGAGGAAAACAACAAUAUAAAGAAAAAAAAUGAGAUUGGCCACAAUUUUUUGAUUGACUUUUUAUUCUUCUUAUUCUUCAUCUCUUGUGAAAAAAAAAUAUCUGUAUGUAUCUCAGAAAAAAUGGACAGACUGCAGAAUUGGCUCAAGAUGAUUGGCUGGAAAUCCUUUUGGCUGAAGAAAUGACCGUAACUGUUGUGGUGAAUCAUUUCUUCCUCCUACAGUUACAUUGGGACGUGUGUUUAAAAAAAAAAAAA
This is a messenger RNA of Nematolebias whitei (Rio pearlfish), 2364 nucleotides long. Its product is annotated as heterogeneous nuclear ribonucleoprotein R. Gene Ontology annotation, cellular component: ribonucleoprotein complex; nucleus. The coding region runs from base 178 to 2073 and encodes 631 amino acids. The record is from RefSeq and is a predicted model, not a curated record. Gene Ontology annotation, molecular function: mRNA binding. The transcript is spliced from 11 exons. Lineage: Eukaryota; Metazoa; Chordata; Actinopteri; Cyprinodontiformes; Rivulidae.